This is a messenger RNA of Ixodes scapularis (black-legged tick), 685 nucleotides long. RefSeq lists its product as uncharacterized. Gene Ontology annotation, molecular function: amine binding. Gene Ontology annotation, biological process: symbiont-mediated perturbation of host defenses. Bases 8 to 685 code for a protein of 225 amino acids. Lineage: Eukaryota; Metazoa; Arthropoda; Arachnida; Ixodida; Ixodidae. The record is from RefSeq and is a predicted model, not a curated record. The transcript is spliced from 5 exons.
UCAUUUUAUGCUCACAGAGCUAGCAGUUAUGAACGCAACAUUUUGCUUCGUUUCAGUAUGCCUCUUGCUUACAGGGAAUGCUAUGGCUAAUCCAGAAAUUAGAAUUGAUGAUGCUCCGGAAUAUGAAAAGUGGCAAGACAUCAACGGGGCUCUCUCAAAUAGCGAUUCACUGUCAUGGAUGUACGUUCGCACAUACCAACCAGAGCCUGGUGAUCCAGAAUACGCGUGUGUGUACGCCAAGGUUUCUCGCCUUCCACAAAAGGGACAAUACAUCUUCCAGCAAGGAUGGACGCAGCCAGACAAUACUACAAUUGAAGUCCCGCUGUUUGUGAAUACAACUAAAACCCCAGGCGAUGGUUAUACACGAAAAAAGGACAAUGCUAUGCAUAUCACUCUGAAUAUACCUCAGCUAAAGCUUUACAAGGACUUUGGAAUAUACAAACUCAUAUACUCUGACAACGAAAAGUGCGAUAUACUAAGAGUGACGUCGAAGCAGCAGGGUUACGCUUGUGAGAUGUAUCUGCACAGCAGUGCACUGAAGACAGGUGUCCCUCCGGGAUGCAAAAGCAUCUACAGACACGCCUGCGGAAGAGGAGACCGUUACCAUCUUCGAGUGUAUCAUCCGACCUGCACAAUGCACACAAAAAUCAAAGAUAACACCACUGUCCCUUACAGAACGAAAUAA